GUGAAGAAGAACAUGGUGGAGUCGCCGACGAUACAGUGGUUGGUGUUUGCGAAGGAGGACCUGACGGAGAGGUUGCCAGGGAUGCUGCGUGAGGGUACUCAGGUGGCGUUGAUACAACGAGCCACAACACGUAAGGCGCUCCUCUUUUCCUCCAGGGUUGACCCCGAUGACCAGAUCAGAUUCCAUCAUGUUGGAGUCUGGUCUGCUGACAUCGGUGGAAACCAGCAGGAGGAACUCAUACCAGACCUUGAGCAGAUGUACUCAGACUUCCAAGGGCGGGAGUUGCUGGUCACCACCAACGAUAACUGGCCCUUCUUCAAGAUCAACACACUCGACAAUGGCACCAUCAUCCCCAUUUCUGGUAUUGACCUUCAGGUCAUCACCACCCUCAGUGACUCCCUCAACUUCACGUUUCGGGUGAUACGGCCUCCAGAUGACAAUUGGGGUGGACCACAACCUGAUGGGAGCAUCACUGGUCUGGUGGGUCAGGUGGCCAGGCACGAAGCACAUGCCACACUCUGUGAGCUCACAAUUACAAGCAGUCGUGAGACAGUGGUUGACUUCACUGCUCCCUACUAUAUGGAGUCCACAACACUGGUGUCAAAUGCCCUAAAGGAGAAAAAUCGAGCCUUUGCUGUCUUUUCUCCCUUCACAGCCCAGGUAUGGAUUUGCAUCUGUGUGGUGACAGCACUGGUGGGCCCAGUGCUGUAUGUAGUGAGCCACAUAAUGAUAGUGUAUGUGGGGAAGAAGGACCAUGUCCACCACUCAAUGCAGAGCCUUAGCUUCAACAUGUACAGGAACCUGAUGGUGCAGGGCAAUCAGAUCACUUCCCCUCACUGGAGCCUUCGUUUCAUCUUCUUCUUCUGGUACCUCUUCUGUUUCUAUAUAUAUG
Messenger RNA from Homarus americanus (American lobster), 892 nucleotides. RefSeq names its product glutamate receptor ionotropic, delta-2-like. Gene Ontology annotation, molecular function: glutamate-gated receptor activity. Gene Ontology annotation, cellular component: membrane. The record is from RefSeq and is a predicted model, not a curated record. NCBI's taxonomy places the organism in Eukaryota, Metazoa, Arthropoda, Malacostraca, Decapoda, Nephropidae.